Molecule: messenger RNA, 1416 nt
Organism: Sodiomyces alkalinus F11
Lineage: Eukaryota; Fungi; Ascomycota; Sordariomycetes; Glomerellales; Plectosphaerellaceae
Exons: 3
Coding region: 104-1123 (339 amino acids)
Cellular component (GO): RNA polymerase II transcription regulator complex
Molecular function (GO): transcription cis-regulatory region binding; DNA-binding transcription activator activity, RNA polymerase II-specific
Source: RefSeq, a predicted model, not a curated record
AGACAACCGUCCUGACUCUGUCUGAUACGCCGUCGCCGACCCGAAUAAACCCUAGGCCACCAUAAAACCGCGCCGCCGGUCCGAACGGAUCGCACCCAGCAUCAUGGACUUCACGCAGCAGUACUUCUCGAACCCUCAGCCCUACCAGUACAUUGGCAUCUCUCCCCUGACUCCUUCCCACUCCAACUCAGCGGCAUCGGACGACUUUAAUCCCACAAACUCUCCGCCGGAUGGCUACGCCGACUACCCCGCCGACCAGCAUUUCAACGGCUUCGACCCCUAUGCUGUGCCUACCCCGUUCAAUGCCAAUUCAAAUCCCGCCGCCGCCAGCCAUGCCGCUAACCAUCCUGCCUUCCCGGGCCCUCCUACUCCCCCGAAUCACCAUCCUGCCGCCUCGACUCAUGCUCCUCAGCUGCACCAGCAGCAGCUGCACUCGCAGAAUGGCUUGAACGCCGUGUCCACCCCGGCCCAGUCCAUCAAGCCCCAUCCCGAACUCGCAGCUCACAAGCAAGAGUCUGGCGAUGAUCAGUCGCAUCGUCGUGGCGGCUCCAACUCGGAGGAUGAUGACCUGACGCCCGCUCAGUCUCGCCGCAAGGCUCAGAAUCGUGCUGCUCAACGGGCUUUCCGCGAACGCAAGGAGAAGCAUGUCAAGGAGUUGGAAGCCAAGCUAGCCGACCUGGAAGCCGCAGCCCAGCAGACCACCUCCGAGAACGAACGCCUGAAGCGGGAGAUGCAGAAGAUCGCUACCGAGAACGAGAUCCUACGUGCCACCUCCACCAUCAACGGCACCCGCUCGCUGUCCCCCGAGGCGCAUACCACGGGUCCGAUGCAGUAUAACCCCACCGACUUCUACUCAGACCUCCUCGCGCCGCAUACCAACAAGACCCCGAGCCAUCGCAUCGCCUUCUCCGAGGACGGCCAGCGUCUCCUGGCCGCCGGCGCCGCCUGGGACCUCAUUAUCAACCAUGAGCUGUUCAAGCAGGGGCUUGUCGAUGUGGGCGACGUCAGCGACCGACUCAAGCAUCAGGCGAAGUGCGACGGACAGGGACCCGUUUUCCCCGAAGGAGCCAUCCUCGCUGCCAUCCAGGAGAGUGUGUCUUGCGGGAGUGACGAGCUGCUAUGAAAGAAGAAGGAAAAGAAGAAAAAGAAAAUUGGAGAAAAAGGGGGACGUUCGAAAACAAAAGGAAGGAAGAAAGAAGAGGAAACACACAUCUUGCUUUGAUUUUGUCCGGAGAGGGCCACCAGCAACACGACAAGUUCAUCAGCCUUUCUUGAUCGAAUGCUACCGACCAACGCCCGUCUUCCUUUGGUUGUCUUUUAACUGUCACGGAGCACAUUGCGCAAUAUCCAUGAAGAAGUGGACCGAUACGAGCUGACGAUGGCAUUUAUGGGGGUUUUUUUUUUUUUUUUUUUUUU